GCAAUAAAAUGCUCACAAUUCGGCACCCGAUUUGAUCGUUAGUUCCAUUUAUAUUCAGCAGCCUGUUGAUCAUCGAGUGCAAAUUGAGGUCUUUGUUUAAAAAAACCAUGUUUAUAAAUCGAAUUUCUAUCGAUAUCGAAUCAUCAUAUUUUCAUCAAUCAUCAUUUGCAGAUAAACUCAAGAUUCGUAAAUUUAGGCCCAUUUUGGAUGAAUCCGAAGAUAUUAUGAGUGAUUUCAUUUUGACACCCAAAGAAAACAUUAGUGAUACUAGAAUUAUAAAACAUGAAGAUGUGGCAGAGAAAAUCAUGAUUGAACUAACUACUGAUAGAAAGAAAUUUCAGUCAUUAAAAACAGAUAGAAAUGAUUUGCAUAUAUCCAAAUCAAGAUCCAGUCGUUCGACAAAACGAUUAUUGAGAACUUUCAAUAAAUCAUGUUCUGUUGAACAAUCACAAUCAACCUCUGAAUUUGAUUGUAAUACAAUCAUUUUUAAUUCCUCGAAUAAAAAACAGAUAAAACAAUUUACCAAUUCUUCUUGGAUUCGUUGUAAAAUUUGUAAAAAAAGAAUUCAUUCCAAAGAGGAAAAAAUACGAGCUCAUUAUCGUAUUGUUCAUAAUUUUCUUUUCAUGAAGACUAGUGAUUCUGAUAUUAUUCUCACUCGUUUAAAAGUAAACAAAAAAUAUUUUCAUUUUUGCUGUUUAUCGUGUCGGAAAAAAUUUAUCGAUUUUGAUCAUUUUAUUCAACAUCGAUGUAAAUAUAUUCAACGAAAAGCAUUUGCCGAUGAUAAAAAUGAUUUGGAAAUUAAAGUGAGAUCAUCAAUGCCUGAUUUUGAAAUUGACUAUAAAUGUGAAAGAGAAUUCUUCAAAAAUUUAGGCCUACAAAGGAGAUUGGAAUGCCAAACCAAAUUUAAAUGUGAUCAUGUGAAUAAUGAGAAAAUUGAUAAUCCAGAUCCAUGUUAUGAAAAUAAUUUUAUGAAUUCAUCAUCCCGGUGUCAUUCUUUAAAAAAAUCCAUUCUUCCCCUUUCAUCCAUCACCAAGAUAGAAAUAUGAUUCUGAAUCGCUGAUUUUUUAAAAAUUUUAUUCG
Dermatophagoides pteronyssinus (European house dust mite) is the source of this 1080-nucleotide messenger RNA. RefSeq lists its product as uncharacterized. Lineage: Eukaryota; Metazoa; Arthropoda; Arachnida; Sarcoptiformes; Pyroglyphidae. The record is from RefSeq and is a predicted model, not a curated record.